Colletotrichum destructivum is the source of this 3917-nucleotide messenger RNA. RefSeq names its product Putative small GTP-binding protein. The record is from RefSeq and is a predicted model, not a curated record. NCBI's taxonomy places the organism in Eukaryota, Fungi, Ascomycota, Sordariomycetes, Glomerellales, Glomerellaceae. The coding region runs from base 2041 to 2592 and encodes 183 amino acids. The transcript is spliced from 4 exons. Gene Ontology annotation, cellular component: lysosomal membrane. Gene Ontology annotation, molecular function: GTP binding; GTPase activity. Gene Ontology annotation, biological process: protein transport.
GCCUCGACUUGGUUCUGUUCCCCAUAUCUCACUCUACCUACCUUACCUUACCUAACCUUGGAUAGGUACCUACUUGAGAGACACCUGCACCUGGGACACCGCACCUUGCCUGCCCGAACCCUCAGCCUGCCUUGCCCCGACUUUGCUAAAUACUCGCGUCCUGCCCUUUCCAACAAAGGCUGGGUUUUCAUUUCGUUUACCCUGGCCGCAUUUCCCCGAGCAACUUCAAGACCCCCAUUGUUGGGUUCCCGGGCGUGGCCAAACAUUUCACGCUUCCCAAGAACCCUCCCCUCCAACAAGUCGUCGGCGAGCCGCCCGUUGUUUCGCAAGCAUCCGCACUUCUCAUCUCAUCACAGAAGCAGCUCAUUAGACGCCGUCCGUCGCCCGCCGCCCCCGUGACAACCUUUGCACCCUCCAUCGAUCGCGCUGUCUCGCCUCGGUCCGCGCGCAGCUCCUGGACGGGAGUGACAGAUCUGGUCUUGUGCCGCUCGCGACACUUUUGCAAUCACGCGCCUUCUUUCUCGGCCUCCUUGCUAUCUCGACACAUCUGUCUCCACUCGGAAACACACACUCGUCCGCCUGUGGUCACCUAAAAUAACCCUGCUCACCUUACCCUUUGGCUCAGUAAGCUGGUUGAGAGCAGGCCAUCGUCCACAUUUAGUUUUGCUUGGGAUACCACGCGGCCCGAAACACAACGCCUCGGCCCACCAACACUGGUCGACUAGAAACCAUCUCGGGUCCGCCUUAAACUGUUCUGACGACUGGAUAUCGCACCACAUCCCCUUCAUCAGCCUCUCAACCGCAUACCAUCACAAUCAUCGCGUCGGGUACCAACAUCGGUUACAUCCCGUUCACUCAGUCUUGGCACUCUUUGGGUAUCUCCAACGACUUCGGCGCCGGCUCGUGCAAAUGCCCAUGUUCGUGCUCACGACAUCCUAGGAGCAUUGACCGUUUUGCCAGGAGCUUCAUCAUAGGCGAGAAGCGAGCGCCCGUGGUUGGGAAAUCCCUGCCUUCAACGCCGGUCCUUGUCGACUUUUAUUUAUCGUUGCCGUGUUCGCACUUCAUCCCUGCUACUGCUGCCGCCACCAUCGUCGUCGGUGCACUGCUUCCAUGCACACAUAAGAAACAUACCCGACGCUACAUCCACCACACCCGGUCGAUAUAUGUACGAUCAGCUCCUUUCUCAGCCCUCUCCUCGCGUCUACCGUUGCCAGAUCCACAUCAACCCGGCACAAGCAAACGAAUGAGACCCUAGUCGUCGACUUCUAACCGCUGCAGACCCUGUCAACGCGGUUAUCGCUCUUUCACGUAUCCCGAGCUUUCACCUCAAGCCGGAGCCAGAGCUGACCAGACCAGGGUACUCAAGUAGGUACCUUGCACCCACAAGUUACGACCCCAUCCCGUCCUUGCUUGUGGAGACGUUGCCGGUACCUUCUCCGCGCCAGGCCAGGCCAGACCAGACCAGGUCAAGCGUCACCUGUGUGGGCUCCCGUCUCUUCUGGCUUGCGCCUACCUACCUGCACCUCACCUACACCUGUACCGCUGCUUGCUUGUCAUCACCCGCCAACGAGAACGAGCGACCCUUCGAGCCUUUCUACACCUUUUCCCGCCCCCAUCAUCGCACAAAGCUAAUAUCCUCCGCGCGCCCUUCUUCUCGCCCAUGCCCGCGAGACUUGACUUGCAGCAUUUGCUCGGCUACGACGGGUCAUACGAGACAUUUUAUUCCUAAUUUCGAAAGGCGUCUGAGCGCAUCGAAUACUUAAGCUCCCGAACCAAGACCCCACACCCGUCAUCUCCCUCACCGUCUCGCCGUCCUUUCUCGACGAGAUCACCACCGUCCCGCCGUCCAUCAACCACCAGGCUCCCAUCGUCGCGGGACAUAUUUCACCGCUGCACUGUGACAGGAUCGAUCACAACCAACCGUCAACGACUGGCCACGCCGUCUGCCUGCCUGCGAAAACCAACCCCCCCUCUCUGUUCCACUCUACACACGCUGGCAUAUCUCCAUCGCGCUCGUACUCGUGCUCGUCGUUUCUAAUCAUGGCGGGGCUGUUCCGGAAGGUGUACGAUUGGCUGUUGAGGACGUUUUGGGCGACCGAGAUGGAUGUGACGAUGAUAGGCCUGCAGAAUGCGGGCAAAACCUCCCUACUUCGAGUCCUCGCAGGCGGCGAGUUCACGAUCGACUCGAUCCCGACGGUCGGAUUCAACAUGAAGCGGGUGCAACGAGGACACGUUACACUGAAGUGUUGGGAUAUCGGGGGCCAGCCCAGGUUUCGAACGAUGUGGGAGAGAUACUGCCGUGGCGUAAACGCCAUUGUCUUCAUCGUCGAUAUUGCCGAUGUGGAUUUGUUGCAGCAGGCCCGCGAAGAACUCCAUGCCCUUAUGGGCCAAGCUUCGUUAAGAGAGAUUCCGCUUCUUGUGUUGGGAAACAAGUCGGACCUCCCGCAGAGGUUAUCGGUCGAUGAGUUGAUUGAUGCGCUUGACCUCAAGUCCAUAGGCCACCGCGAAGUCUGUUGCUACGGCAUCAGCGCUAAGGAGGAGACGAACUUGGAUGCUGUCCUUCAGUGGCUCAUGAAGUGGGCGAACAAAUGAGUUGUGUCGCCGCUGUGUGUCGGGGAUCUCGAUGUGCGGCAUCUCACUGUUGCUUUGCUGGCCGCGCACAACACUUUGCUUGUCUGACGGGGAUAUUGAAAGUCGGCCAAGUGGCGCCUCGAGACGAGGCCAAGAAACAUGUUUCGCUCGGGUGCAAGGCUCGGUGUCAAGGUGUUGUAUCGAAUUCUGUCCUACAAUCUGCGAAAUAUUUGGCGUUUGGUCGGUCUGCGACAGCAUCAGUAGAGCCUGCGAGCCUGCUUGGCCCCAUUACAAUUUUUUUUAUUACCACAUCGCACACACGGGUGGAGUUGUCUCUCGGGCGGUGCUUUGGAAAUCAGAAGAUUCGAUACGCAUGCAAGGCUUUUGCCUUUGUUUGAGAGAGUUUGUCGGCCGGGUUGUCUUUCCUAGUUUGAGAAGGGCGGGCCGCACAGCCAAGAAUUAUUGACGCGCGGUUGGGGGGGGUGAUGGAACACAGUAGAGAGCAGAGAGAGAGAGAGAGAGAGAGUGGUGGUGGCCAUGAUGAUGCUACGAGAGUAGACGAAUGAAUAUCAUGACUGAUGCACGAUCGCUUGAUCAUUUGCGUGAACCAGAUCUAGUCAUGUCAAAAGGCUGUCACGUACGCGAAGGUAGCUUUACUUCGAUACAAUGAGUGAGAUGGACCCUUCUGAAGCAUGGCGGAUGCGCUGAACUGAGCUGGGCAGAGCAGAGUGUCCCUUCCGGUGUGGUUGUGGCGGCGGCGGCAGUGGUGGUGAAGGUGUUGGUGGUGGCCAUAGAGUAGUUGAGAGUAAGAUCAGGAAGAAUGAAAAUGAGAGAACUUGACAAGACAAACCAGACCGCCUCGGACACGGUGGUGGGGUUGGAGGGGAAGAUAUGUUUCUGCUUCAUCGUCCUCAUAUUCCGAUUCCUCUACUUUUGCCCAUCCUUUUGGCAGUGCAAGCGCAAAGCACAGACGAGGGGCAGGGAAGGCGUACCUGGGAAGGUAGGUAGGUAGGGAAUAAGAAAAAACGAAAACAAUGCCAGCGCAUCAAUGCAUCGGCUUCCAGGUCCUCCCUGGCGCGCCAUGAUUCGUCCGCCAACCGACACUUUGGUGUUGAUAAUAAAUAAAGAUAAAAACCUAGGUGUUCCACGCACACCUGCUGGCUGCAGGGCCCAUGGUGGGAUGGAUGGGAGGGGGCGGCGUGGUGUAUGUGCGUAUGUGUGUGUAUGCGUUGUGCGUUGUCUGUCUCUUGGUCUUGUGUCUCGUGUCUCGUGUCUCAUGUCUCGGUUAUCUGGGGAAUUAUGCAAUGAAAUGUGAAAGGGAUCGCGGUGAAGUUAGAGGGGUAAGG